Molecule: messenger RNA, 1539 nt
Organism: Cooperia oncophora
Lineage: Eukaryota; Metazoa; Nematoda; Chromadorea; Rhabditida; Trichostrongylidae
Source: the annotation of a GenBank genome assembly
CUUUGCUCAGCGAGGCUUAUUGGUUAUCCAACAGAAUACAGAUCUGCGGUGCAAACAUCUGUGCACAAAGCAAGAAGAGAUGUGCUACGUCAACAACUAACUGAAGAUGAGCUGAAAGCCAAGUGCUACUGGGCAGCAAAGGAGCAGGCAGAGAAGACGCGUACAUCAGCACUGAAGGAGAAGAAAUGGCAAACAAGGCUGACAGACGAAGAAAGGGCCACUAUUGAGAAGGGGAUUGAGGAAAUCGCUGCGAAAUUCAGGAAUGGUGAAACUGAACCUGAUGUCAAAGAACUGUUUAAUAAAAUCCAUUUGACAGAGAAGGAAAUAUCCUCGAUUAUCACGGCAGCAAAGAAGCGAAAUGUGUUUAACUUCAGUUCUAGCCGGAAAUCCUCAGGCAAAAGAGGCCCCGUGAAAAAGAUCAAGAGAAAUAUUCAUCUUCAACCGGAUUCUGUUUAUGAGAGAUCAGAGUUCGAACCGCAUGAGACCGAGCUCUUGAAUAAUAGAUGCGUGGGAGUGGCAGCCAGACUGAAACAAUGUGAGCAAUUUCCAGCGGAUCUGACAAUUCCUCCUUUGUUCUCCACUGCUUCAGCUUAUCGUGUGUUCGAGAGUUCUCGUAUUUCUUUGAGCAAGCGGGCAUCAGUGUAUUUCAACCCUAGCGAUAUGAAUUCAUCGGAAUUUAUGGUACUCUUUCCUGAAGGCGAUAUUGUGCGGAGGUUUGCAGUUCAUGAUCGCCUCAACAUUCAGCUUCAUUCAGAUAUAUUGACAGAUAUCAAUUACCUCAAACUGAAGACGCAAGUACGCGCCGUACUUUUGGAACCUACUCGUUUAGCUAUGGCUAUAGAAUCACCGGUGGAGGAGGAAAGGAGAAAUCAGACGCAGAUGGAGCUUAUGCAGGCAAUUAUGGCCGAACAAGAAGCAGCUCAAAAAGAACCUAUGCUAGAUCUCAUCUCUCAUGAGGUGGUCGUUGAAAACACUCAGGAAAAUGAACCGAUUUUCUAUGAAGAUGCUGUAGAUGAUGCUCUUAACGCGACGAUACACACGGUGAUGGACAAAAUCCGUAGUGACGAACCAGAGAAGAAAAAACGUGGCAGAAGAACGAAUAGAGAUCGAUGGCUUGCUGAGUACCAGGCCUUGGAGCGAGACUUUGAUGAGCGAGAGCAGGCCCAGGCUAGAAGAAGGCACUUACCAGCACGUAAGGCAAGGAAUCUCGAUGCUCUUUCUGGAGAUCGGCCCGCAACACUUUCUUCUGGUGAGGACGACGAACCAGAUAUAGACGUGGUGGGCCCAUCGUCUACCAGCGCUUGCAUCGGUGAUGUAGUCAGCCCUGCUGUCAGCGAAACGGGGCUGGGUGAAGUUGAUGAGUGCAUGAGUACGACUGCUGAAGUGGACAGCAUGGAGUUUGAGACAGUAGCAGAGGUGCUGGGCGUUGGACCCCCAAAAAGGAAGCGAGGGAGACCGAAGAAAUCUGUUGUGGCUGAAUUUGCCUCUAGUGAGGAGAACCAGAAUUGUGAGUUUGAAUACGUUUCUGAAGAAGAAUAA